CUUGGCCCCGAGCGCGGCGGCUGCCACUCGGGGGGGCACGGCGGGCCGGGCCGGGCUGGGCGCUGCGGCGGGAUCUGCCCGUGGGGGCGGCGGGCGGGGCCUUAUCCCGGCCCUGUCCCGGCGGAGCGUGCCCGGAGCCCCGGCCUCGGCGGGACCUGGCGGAGAGCGGGCUGGCCGGGCCGUGUCGGUGCAGCCCGGCUCGCCGGGGCUCGGCUGCCUGCGCUGCUCUGCCCGGCCGGGCCCCGGGAGCUGCCCCGCGGGAAGAGCCCGUGUCCCGGGGUCCCCGUGUCCCGCUGUCGCGGGUCUGUGCCUGCGGGGCUCCCGGCCGUGCGGGAGGGGUGGAGGAGCAGCAGGGCGUUCUUUAAUUAACCCUUAUUACUAGUUACGCUCUUGGAGAAAUUCUGAUGCUCUGAAGUUUCACACUUAACGAUCUUGUAAAUCCCAUUUAAAAAUCUCAUUAAAAACAAUCUUCUAAUACAGGAAAGCAUUUUACUGCUAUAGUUGCUAUGUAAGCAACAUAACACUUGCUCAGAUGUAGAUGUGAUAAGCCAGGAGGUUGUUACUGAGUUUCCGAAUGAUAUUGCUUGGCAGAAACUUCUGGUCAGGAAACAUGAAAUGUUCCCACCGUUGCUGUACUUUGGGUUUAAAGAUGUUGGUAGAUUUGGAGUUACCAAAAGUACUGCUCAGACAGGCAGAACUCUGUUUAUGAGCUUGACUUCGGCUUCCUGGUCGUGAACACAAACCUCUCAACAGACCGUGGAGAGCUUUCCUUGACACAGUAGCUUUUAAUUAUUAACUCUGCAGUAGGUGUUCUUUUUCUUUUGAAGCAAUUAAGUGUUUAUGAUAAGAGUACAGCUUUCACCUUUUGUAUGUAAGUACAUAAUUAACCUUAACACAAAGAGCCCUUAUGACAGCGGGGAUGACUCUUUGGGUAAAGUUACCUCACUGAUCAAGGCCUAAACUUUCAGGGUUGGGGUUUUUAAAUUUGUUUUUUGUGCCCAUAGCGGUUUCAGGUAGUUCAGCAAGACAUUGCCAGCAUUAGUGUUUUAAAAUACCAUGUAUAUUCUUAAAGAUUGCAAUCCUGCAGAUCCUUGGCCCGGUUUCCACCAGGUGCACAGACUCAGGUGACUUGUCCCCUCAGCAUCUGUGUACCGUGUGCCCGGUAGCCUGUGCCCUGCGCUCCAUGCCUUGUGCUCCCUGCCCGACGCUCCUGGGCGCUCAGACCUGCCUCAUGCCCGGAGCUGCCUCUUCUGCCUGUGCUGCUGCCUCGUUUGGUUCCUGCAGCCCCUGUCCUUCAGCCUUCCACCGCAGGGACCGCACUUUCAAAUAAUGUUUAUAAAACAAAAUGAAACAGAAAAACAACACCCAAGGCCUCUCUUUUAGUGGUUAGUGCUGCACUGAGUGCAAAGUUAACACAAGACCUGAUCAUACCUUCUUAAAUUUUUGGUACCUCAGAAGUGGGGCACAAAGAAUAUGUCUCUUUACUUGGUGAACAUUCUUAUCUGAGCAGCACCAGCAUGAUGUGCUGGGAAACCGGAAAACAACUCACUAUCUCAUUUGUUAUCACUAAUACAGGGCAGUCUGGGGAGCUGAAUUAGUCGCAGGGCACUUAGAGGCAAGGUCUGCAUCCCAGUUCCAGGUUGUGUGUCAGCAGGUUCUGGUUGCCCUUAGGUGAUCGCGGUAACCUUUGGUAUGAUGGUGUGGCAGCUCACAGCGGUGAGAGGGAGCAGGAAUGCCUUUGGCUGUAGCAGCUGGCGUGUGUGUCCGCCUGGACCUGCAAUAGGACCAGCAAGCCUGAACAGUUGUACUUGAAGCCAGAACCAUCUUGACCUGUUCUCUGUGUGUGCCAGAGCUGUGUUAAUGCUUUUGGCUCUCUUGGACAAUACAGCCAGCAGCAUUAACUCAACACUUCAUUUUCUUGCUGUGGUUAGUGAAAGGUGAGACUUGUAGCACUCAGCAGGUGAGGACUGUUCUGCAGGUGUGAGCUCUGGGAGCAGUUGGCUUGAGAAGCAGUGAGGAUGGUGCAGAACAUCGUGUACUGUUGGUGCCUCUUGUAGCUCCAGGUUUGAAGAGCAGAAGUGCCGGAGGGUGCUGUGUGGGCUGGGUGCUGUGCAGGAACCUUGCUGGUACUGUUUCUGGUACAUAAACUCUUUGAUAGCCCAGCACUAGAGCCAAUUCAGGCGUGGUGGGAAAACCUUGUUUUUCUUAGCCUCUGACAGCGGAACAGAGCUCCGCUUGCCUGUUGCCCUUUAGGAGCAACGAUCUGUCUGAAUUUUAGAUGCCUUAGUUAUGCCUGUAGCUAAAAGUUCUGUUUAAUCAAGAGCCUGUAGUCUUUCUUGGUAUAAAUCUAGUCAAAUAUAGGAUCUACUUUAAAGACAAACUUAGUUAUACCCCCUUCCUUUCUCCACACCAGAAACAACACGAGAUCAUGAGGCUUCCCCUGCUAACACCAAGGAGAUGCCUGAUGCAAAAGUGGCUGUCAGCUUCAGUGGGCUCUGGGUUUUCACCUGGUUGGAGUAUGGCGUGUCGUGGCCUCUAGAAACAGCUACAGAGCCAGGCAGAGGCUUUUUUUCUGGAGUAGGAGCGGGAUCACAGAGAACUCGGUGCUUUCUUAGUUCUUAGGGCAAAGGUUUUCCUGCUGCUUGGUCUGUUUUUUCCAGGAGGGAGGGGAGAGACAGGGAUUGGAGAAAACAGCCCUCCUCCUCUUCUUGCAUGGUUUACUUCAUUAAAUCAUCUGCUAUUGAGCUGCAUGUGUACUUGCUGAAGUCUUGUCGUGUGCUACUGUGCUGAGGCAGCAGAGCACAGGAAUGAAAAUGGUUCCUGAGCAUGUCAGGAAUCCUGCUCCCGUCUUUGGGUGGAAAUAGGGCUGUGUGGAGCACACAGUCAAUGCCUGCGUAGCCUGGUCUGCCGGCGGGGUCGAGCACUGGGGGUCUUCUUGAGCUGAAAGGAUGAAAAUUGGCAGUUGGAAAGUCACCAUCACUGCCUUAAGUCUCAGCCUACCUUCUGGUGUCCCAGUCGAUGCCUUUGGGUGCACAAGCCUGCAAGAGCGUCCACAGUUCCCUCCCAUGAUUUAGACAGCGGCUUGGAGCAUGCAUCGCUAGCGGGAUGGUCGGCCACCGGAGCUGCAAUGUCGUCCCUGACGACCUCCAGUGAGGGAGAGAACUCCACUCCCAGGUUUGUUGUCGGUUCCAGGGAUGAUGAGACAGACUUUCUGGGAUCAAACAUGAAGACAGACGAAACCGAUUUCUUUGAAGAUGACGAAGAGGAGGAGUCGCCACCUGAACGGCAGAUUGUGGUUGGAAUCUGUGCCAUGACCAAAAAGUCCAAGUCAAAGCCCAUGACACAGAUUCUGGAGCGUCUGUGCAAGUUUGAGUACAUCACAGUGGUGAUUAUGGGGGAAGAUGUUAUUCUGAAUGAACCAGUGGAGAACUGGCCUGCUUGUGACUGCCUCAUAUCGUUCCACUCCAAAGGAUUUCCCCUGGAUAAAGCGGUUGCUUAUGCCAAGCUGUGCAAGCCCUUUCUGAUUAAUGACCUUGAUAUGCAGUAUUAUAUCCAGGACAGGCGUGAAGUGUAUCGGAUCCUCCAAGAAGAGGGGAUAGACUUGCCCCGCUACGCUGUGCUCAAUCGAGACCCUGACAGACCAGAAGAGUGCAACUUGGUGGAAGGAGAGGACCACGUGGAGGUAAACGGAGCUAUUUUCCCAAAGCCGUUUGUAGAGAAGCCGGUCAGUGCUGAAGACCAUAAUGUGUAUAUUUACUACCCGACGUCAGCAGGCGGGGGCAGCCAGCGGCUCUUUCGGAAGAUUGGCAGCCGGAGUAGCGUGUACUCCCCAGAGAGCAGUGUGAGGAAGACGGGCUCGUACAUUUAUGAGGAGUUCAUGCCUACGGAUGGCACUGAUGUGAAGGUGUACACUGUUGGGCCAGACUAUGCCCAUGCAGAGGCUCGCAAAUCCCCCGCUUUGGAUGGGAAGGUUGAACGGGACAGUGAAGGGAAAGAAAUCCGUUACCCUGUCAUGCUGACCGCCAUGGAGAAACUAGUUGCCCGGAAAGUCUGUGUAGCCUUUAAGCAAACAGUGUGUGGGUUCGACCUCCUGCGAGCAAACGGCCACUCUUUUGUUUGUGAUGUGAAUGGCUUCAGUUUUGUGAAGAACUCUAUGAAGUAUUACGAUGACUGUGCCAAAAUCCUCGGGUGUGUGAAAUUCGAGUUUUGUCAGACAGUAAGAAAUAUAAUCAUGCGGGAAUUGGCUCCUCAGUUUCAUAUUCCCUGGUCCAUCCCAACAGAGGCAGAAGACAUUCCCAUUGUCCCCACAACUUCAGGCACCAUGAUGGAGCUUCGUUGUGUUAUUGCAGUCAUCCGGCACGGAGAUCGCACCCCAAAGCAGAAGAUGAAGAUGGAAGUGAAGCAUCCCCGGUUCUUUGAACUGUUUGAGAAAUACGAUGGCUACAAGACAGGGAAGUUGAAGCUGAAAAAACCAGAGCAGCUACAGGAGGUGCUGGACAUUGCGCGGCAGCUUGUGGUGGAGCUGGGAACCCACAGCGACUGCGAGAUUGAGGAGAGGAAAUCCAAACUGGAGCAGCUGAAGAGCGUCUUGGAGAUGUAUGGACAUUUUUCUGGCAUUAACCGUAAGGUUCAACUGACCUAUCUGCCUCAUGGACAUCCAAAAACUGCAAGUGAAGAUGAAGACGCUCGCCGGGAGCCUUCCCCGUCCCUUCUGCUGGUGCUCAAGUGGGGUGGAGAGCUGACGCCCACAGGAAGGGUCCAGGCAGAGGAGCUGGGCCGAGCCUUUCGCUGCAUGUACCCUGGUGGCCAAGGUGAUUAUGCUGGUUUCCCUGGAUGUGGCUUGCUCAGGCUGCACAGCACAUACCGCCAUGAUCUCAAGAUCUACGCCUCAGACGAGGGACGAGUUCAGAUGACUGCAGCAGCUUUUGCAAAGGGUCUGCUGGCCCUGGAAGGAGAGCUGACCCCCAUCCUGGUGCAGAUGGUGAAAAGUGCAAAUAUGAAUGGUCUCCUGGACAGUGACAGUGAUUCCCUGAGCAGCUGUCAGCACCGAGUGAAGGCACGGCUGCAUGAAAUCAUGCAGAAGGAUGCUGAGUUUUGCGAGGAGGAUUAUGAAAAGCUAGCACCCACAGGCAGUGCGUCUCUGCUCAACUCCAUGAUGUUCAUUCAGAACCCUGUAGAGGUCUGUAACCAGGUGUUCGCCCUGAUUGAGAAUCUCACUUCCCAGAUCAAAAAACGUCUGGAAGACCCAAAAUCUGCAGACCUGCAGCUGUACCACAGUGAGACUUUAGAACUGAUGCUGCAACGCUGGAGCAAGCUGGAACGAGAUUUCCGCAUGAAGAAUGGGCGUUACGACAUCAGCAAGAUCCCCGAUAUCUAUGACUGCAUCAAGUACGAUGUGCAGCACAACUGUGCGCUGAAGCUGGAAGGCACAGCUGAACUCUUCAAACUCUCCAAAGCCCUGGCAGAUGUGAUCAUACCCCAGGAAUAUGGAAUUAAUAAGGAGGAGAAACUGGAGAUUGCUAUUGGCUUUUGUCUUCCUCUCAUUAAAAAGAUCCAGUUGGACCUACAGAGAACCCAUGAAGAUGAGUCGGUCAACAAACUACAUCCCUUGUACUCCAGAGGAGUUCUGUCGCCAGGUCGCCACGUUCGGACACGACUCUACUUUACCAGUGAGAGCCACGUGCACUCUCUGCUCAGCAUCUUCCGCUACGGGGGGCUCCUGGAUGAGAACAAAGACCAGCAGUGGAAGCGAGCCAUGGACUAUUUGAGUGCUAUCUCAGAGCUGAACUACAUGACCCAGAUUGUUAUCAUGCUCUACGAGGACAACAACAAGGACCCAUCUUCGGAAGAGCGUUUCCACGUGGAGCUGCACUUUAGCCCCGGCGUGAAGGGCUGCGAGGAGGAUGGGAAUGUGCCCACUGGGUUUGGGUUCCGUCCCGCCUCAGCAGAGAAUGAGGGCAAGAAAGCUGACCAGGGCAGCCUGGAGAACCUGUCCAAAGAGAAGGGCACUGAUGAGCCAGAUCGUGCACAACAAAGGUCUCCACAGCCUUCUGAGCCCAUUAGCAUUCAGCGAAGGUCACCGCUGAUCAGGAACCGCAAGACAGGGUCCAUGGAGGUGCUCUCUGAAUCUUCUUCCAAAUCAGGAGGUUAUCGCCUCUUCAGCACUUAUUCCAGGCAGUCUUCUGAGAUGAAGCAGAGUGGCUUAGGGUCACAGUGCACCGGGCUGUUUAGCACCACUGUGCUGGGAGGCUCCUCCAGUGCCCCCAACCUCCAGGACUACGCACGCAGCCAUGGCAAAAAGUUUGCCAGCAGCCUGACAUAUAAAGACGAGCUCUUGUCUAUGCCAGCCGUAAAACGAUUUUCUGUGUCGUUUGCAAAGCAUCCGACUAAUGCUGCAUCCGCCCCUCUCACUCUCUAUGGCCCCUUUUCUCCAGAUGCGUUUGAGCACCACCACGUUGCCCAGUUGCUGCGGCGCUUUUCCUCUGACUGUGCCACCAGCCGGAACGUCGCCCUGGAUGCUGCUCUAGCCCAUCACCUCCAGCAGUGCUCCUACCACCUGCGUCUCUUCAGGAGCUGGCUGAUCUCAGGGCAGGAUGACUUGGAGUGUCUUUACGGUUUUGAAGGAUGUUCCAUGGUUCCUACCAUCUAUCCCCUGGAGACUCUGCACAACUCCCUCUCUUUGCGCCAGGUCAACGAGUUCCUGACAGCCGUGUGCAGGAGCUGCAGUGAGUCGCAUGUCCAGUCCACCGCAGCUUUGUUUGAUUCAAUGAUUGGCAGCCAGAUACCAGGGGACCCCUUUAUGUCCCAGCGAAUCCUGUCAUCAUCCUCUUUGCCUUUGCGCCAGCGUUCGGAUAAGCCCCCUUGGUACAGCAGUGGACCCUCCAGCACCGUCUCCAGUGCAGGGCCAUCCUCCCCAACCUCUGUGGACAACUGCGCUCGUUUCAGCUUUGCCGAGAAACUUUCCAUCAGUCCCCCCAAAAGUGAGGAGCAGCUGAGCAGCCAGUGCCCCGAGCACGGGGACCGGCAGCCUGCAGGCAGAGGGCUCGACGUGGAGCUGCGGCUGUCAGGGUUGUUGGUGGCAGAGCCGAGUGCCCCCGAGGCCCUGGCCUGGAGCAGCGGCCCAGAGCCACGCAGUGUCCUGGAGCUAUGUGAGAAGGAGCUGGCGGAGCAGGACUCCAACCUGGAGAAGAGUGCGUUGGAGCUGGAUGAAGAAGAAUCAGAUGGGGAAAUGCUAGAGCCAAGUGACACCAGGAACCCAAAGUGUGAUGCAGGGUCUGAUCCAGGCCUGGCUGGGAAGAGAGUGAAGCCAGGUGAGGGUCACAGAGAGGGAGUAACUGGCCUGAAUCUGUCAGGGCUGCCCGAGGAGAUCUUGGCGCCCUGUGGAGAGGAGCUGCUGCAAGAGGAGUUGGACGCAGAGCACACAGGCAGUGAGCUGCUGGGGGACAGUGCUGCGUCAGGCCUGCUUCUGCCUGCUCACCCGGGCCAGGGGCAGCCGCUGCCUCUGGAGGAAUGCGUGGAGCAGCAGCAGCGGUGUGGGGAGGAUCAGCAGAACUAGCAGCUCACUACCGCAUGCUGCGAGCGCUUCUGGCCCGGCGGCAGCCGGCUCCCCGCACACACCUCGUGCAGCUGGCUGUCCGCACACAAGCCACAACCAAGGCCAAAGGACUCGGGGGUGUGACGGGGUCUGCUCUGCUCUUUGCCGUUCGCCAAGAGGCGGUGCCCCAUCUGCCUUGUUAAACGAAGAACACCUGCAGUCCCGAUACUGGCAUGGUGGCUCCAUGGGGCAGGGCCAUGGGGCUACGCUGGUCUCCCCAGGGCUGUGUGCUUGCUGGGACAGCAGAGGGAGAGGACAGGUACAACCUGGGCUUUGGGGGGUAAGUCAAAGGAGACAGAUGCUCCCUUGAGUUUUUUUGGCCCAUAGCCUUCAGAGAAAGGCAUUCUGGGCCCAAAGUAAUCAGAUCCACCACAACCACCAACCUCUUCUCUGCUCCUUCCUUCUUCCUCUCUCAGUUCCCACCACUGGCCACCAAAAACAGGUCCAGAGAGUCCAUGGCAGGAAGACCAGGAGAAGCAGAAAGCAUUUGAAUGAGUGUGGGAAGGAAAAUAAUGAAGGGAUCAGAUCUGAGACUGCUACUUGCAAGGAAACAUCUCUUUGGCAUGGAUAUGAAUGUUCUCCUGCUGGGCUGGGGCAGGCAGGGGCCCAGAGAUCCAGCCUGGGAGAGGUGGGCAGGGAGGACACACACGGGUUUUUUUCUAGUCCCCAAGGGUCAGACAGGGUACAGCUCUGAAGUCUUGGUGACAGAAAUUAAAAGAAACAGCUAUUUGAACAAAUCAGGAUUAUUAGAAACCAAUAAGGAGAAAUCUUUAUUAUAUAUAAAAGGAAAAGUAUUUAAUACAUAUUUAUGUAAAUGACUUGUGAGCACAAGCCUGAGGGCAGGGGUGUCGGUGCUGCAUCCUGCGUGCACGCCAGGCUCUGCCUCUUGCGCCUCGGUACCUAGGGACAAGUCUGCGUGUUUGUCCGUAGCUAGUAUCUGUGUUUUUGUGAAGCUGUGCCCAAAGAUCUCCACACUGUGUUGUGAUGAUGUGUGUUCACAGUAAAUCUAUGCUGUGGGUCCAGCGUC
Columba livia (rock pigeon) is the source of this 8621-nucleotide messenger RNA. RefSeq names its product diphosphoinositol pentakisphosphate kinase 1 (gene PPIP5K1). Gene Ontology annotation, biological process: inositol metabolic process; inositol phosphate biosynthetic process. Gene Ontology annotation, molecular function: diphosphoinositol pentakisphosphate kinase activity; inositol hexakisphosphate kinase activity; 5-diphosphoinositol pentakisphosphate 1-kinase activity. The transcript has 32 exons. Bases 3128 to 7555 code for a protein of 1475 amino acids. The record is from RefSeq and is a predicted model, not a curated record. Gene Ontology annotation, cellular component: cytosol. NCBI's taxonomy places the organism in Eukaryota, Metazoa, Chordata, Aves, Columbiformes, Columbidae.